UUCGCAGAGUUCGCGUUGGAUUCUAUUAGGUAUUGAGUCAUAUGGUCGGCCAACGGAACGCCGAUAUAUACUGAAUCACCCGAAGUGAGUCACGGUGGCAGUGUCAUGGUCAGUACAACAUGUAAGUACGCAGAUACCCCAUCUUAGAUAACCGUCAAGAUUGGAAUACGCUACUAUAGAGAGUAUAUCAAACAAUCGAUGCGAGGUGACUUACUUGCACGACGUGCCAACCAAAAAGCAAUCAAAGCUUAAAGUUGUCGAGGUCCACGACCAUACUGAUAAGCCGAUCAAUUGGGCGCUUAUCGGAACCUCACCACGUGAUCUGCACCCGACGGAUGACAUAAGCCACGCACGGGAAAGUUUCCCCUCCACCCCGCCGAUAAGUCCAAUCUUUUGUCGUUCAGCACCGUCACCACGCGACCUUUGUCCUCCUAUCCUCGAUUCCUUUAGACCAAUCGCCCAUCAUGACGGACGCUGUCGUUGAAGCGACGGCCAAGCUUCAGCUCGAUGAGGAGACCGGGGAGAUGGUCUCCAAGGGAGAGCUGAAGAAGCGGUUGCAGAAGCGUGCCAAAAAGGCGGCGAAGGCGGCCAACGCGGCCGCUGCUCCCAAGCAAACCGCGGCCACCCCCAAGCCUGCGGCCACCCCCAAGCCCGAGGAGGAGCAGAUCGACCCGGAUGCCAUGUUCAAGCAGGGUUUCCUGGCUGCGGUCCACAAGGAGCGGCCUGUUGUGCCGUUGACGCGCUUCCCCCCGGAGCCCAAUGGAUACUUGCAUCUGGGUCACGCCAAGGCGAUCGCUGUCAACUUUGGUUUCGCUAGACAUUAUGGUGGAAAGACGGUACGUUCGAUUCUUAGAUUCGAUGAUACCAACCCGGAGGCUGAGGAGGAGAAAUACUUUGUGGCUAUUGAGGAGAUUAUCCAGUGGCUAGGCUUCAAGCCCGCCGCUAUCACCCACUCGAGCGACAACUUCCAGAAGCUCUACGACCAGGCUGAGAAGUUGAUCACCAUGGGCAGAGCCUACGUUUGCCACUGCAGCGACACCGAGAUCAAGCUCCAGCGCGGAGGAGAGAAUCACGGCCCCAGAUACCGCUGCAAGCACGCCGAGCAGGAUGUCGAGACAAACCUCCAGAAGUUCCGGGAUAUGAAGGCUGGCAAAUACGAGCCCCAGACCGCUUUCCUGCGCAUGCUCCAGGACAUUGAGGACCCCAACCCUCAAAUGUGGGAUCUGGCCGCAUACCGCAUCCUCAAGCAGGAGCACUUCCGCACCAAGAACGAGUGGUGCAUUUACCCCACCUACGAUUUCGCCCACUGUCUGUGUGAUAGUUUCGAGAACAUUACGCACAGUCUCUGCACGACCGAAUUCCAGCUUUCCCGCACUUCCUACGAGUGGCUGAACAGCACCCUGGGCGUCUACGAGCCCAUGCAGCGCGAAUACGGUCGCCUGAACGUUAGUGGAACCGUCAUGUCGAAACGUAAGUUGAAGAAACUGGUGGACGACGGAUACGUCCGCGGCUGGGAUGAUCCCCGCCUGUACACACUGAUUGCUCUGCGCCGCCGUGGUGUGCCCCCCGAGGCGAUCCUCUCCUUCAUCAACGAACUCGGUGUGACGACUGCUCUCAGUCUGAUCAAGAUCUCGCGCUUCGAGCAGACUGUCCGGACAUACCUUGAGAGCCGUGUUCCCCGGUUGAUGCUUGUGAUUGACCCCGUUCCGGUGGUCAUCGAGGACUUCGAGACGGUUGAGGAUGGUCAGCUCAACUGCGAUAUUCCUUUCUCUCCCAAGAACCCUGCUAUGGGCACUCACGAGAUUCGCCUGACCAAGACCAUUUACAUCGAUCGGUCGGAUUUCCGCGAGGAGGAUGCCAAGGGCUACUUCCGUCUGGCCCCCGGAAAGAGCGUCGGUCUCUGGCGCGCACCCUACCCCGUCAAGGCCACCACUUUCACCAAGGAUGCUGACGGUAAGGUCACCGAGAUUCGGGCUGUUUGGGAUAAGGAGGGCGGCAAGCCCAAGACCUACAUCCAGUGGGUCCCAGAUAACUCGCGCAAGGUGGAGGUCCGUAUCCACGACCCGCUUUUCAAGUCGGAGGACCCCGGUGCUGCUGAGGGUGGCUUUUUGAACGAUAUCAACCCCAACAGUGAGACCAUCUACAAGGAUGCUCUGAUCGAGGCGGGCUUCGAUGAGGUCCGUCGGAGGGCUCCUUGGCCGGAGGCUGCCGGCGAGAAGGAGAAGGGCAAGAGUGGACCGGAGAGUGUCCGUUUCCAGGGCAUGCGUGUGGCCUACUUCGCUGUCGAUUCGGAUUCCACGGAAGACCGCGUCGUGCUGAACCGCAUCGUGUCUCUGAAGCAGGAUGUUGGGCGCAACUAGAUGCUGGGCAAGUAUGCUUGAGAACGUGAUAGACAUGCGGAAGCGGCGCUGCCCGAUGUUCUUCAGGUGCGAGAUUACGGGACUGCACGACCCUGAUAGCCGUCUAUAGUACCUGCAUGGGUAGUGAGGCGCUAGUUAUCACCCUGCAGAAAUGUGGGCGCAUGACUGGGUGAGAAGCUUGGUCUGUUGAAUGGUGUGUUUUUAGCGUGAUGAUUCUUAUGCAGAGUUGAGGAGUGCCAAGGUGUUGAUAAGGUACCAUGCAGGAUUCAGAUAGUCAUAAAUGAAGUUAUAAAUGAAUAGGCAGGGGAGUUAUAUCAGC
Molecule: messenger RNA, 2679 nt
Organism: Aspergillus aculeatinus CBS 121060
Lineage: Eukaryota; Fungi; Ascomycota; Eurotiomycetes; Eurotiales; Aspergillaceae
Product: glutamine--tRNA ligase
Exons: 5
Coding region: 465-2360 (631 amino acids)
Biological process (GO): translation; glutaminyl-tRNA aminoacylation
Cellular component (GO): cytosol; cytoplasm
Molecular function (GO): ATP binding; glutamine-tRNA ligase activity
Source: RefSeq, a predicted model, not a curated record